Messenger RNA from Achroia grisella, 890 nucleotides. RefSeq names its product ribosomal RNA small subunit methyltransferase NEP1 (gene Nep1). Gene Ontology annotation, biological process: rRNA base methylation. The record is from RefSeq and is a predicted model, not a curated record. NCBI's taxonomy places the organism in Eukaryota, Metazoa, Arthropoda, Insecta, Lepidoptera, Pyralidae. The coding region runs from base 167 to 877 and encodes 236 amino acids. Gene Ontology annotation, cellular component: nucleolus; small-subunit processome. The transcript is spliced from 3 exons. Gene Ontology annotation, molecular function: rRNA binding; rRNA (pseudouridine) methyltransferase activity.
UAAAUAUACCAAUGUACCAAAUUAACCUACAAUACAAAACAAAAUUCAUGUAAAACAAUACAUGCAAGUACGUGUUGGAAUUCAAAAUUAUUUUAAAAAAUAAAUCUAUUUUAGAUAACGUCCAAUAUAAUAUAUCUAGUUUGCUCUAAAGUUUUCAUAAGAAGUAAUGGGUAAGAAAAGAAAGUUGACUAACAAAGAUGACGAUUUUGAAUAUGACCCCGUACCCAAACAUUUAAUUACUUCACAUAUACAAAAACAAGAAAAACGUCUGAUAGUUAUUUUGGAAAAUGCACAACUAGAAACAGUGAAGACAGGCAAUACUUUUGAGUUGUUAAACUGUGAUGACCAUGCCAACAUACUGCGUAAAAAUGACCGUGAUCCAGGUUCAUGUCGUCCGGAUAUCACCCAUCAGUCACUACUAAUGUUGAUGGACUCUCCACUGAAUCGUGCAGGCCUCCUGCAAGUGUACAUACACACUGAAAAAAAUGUUCUCAUAGAAAUAAAUCCACAAACUCGAAUACCAAGAACAUUUAAAAGAUUUGCUGGAUUAAUGGUUCAGCUGUUACACAAGUUCGCAAUCAGAGCUUCAGAUGGGCCCAUGAAGCUAUUAAAAGUCAUAAAAAAUCCUGUGACGUCACACCUACCUGUUGGAGUGAAGAAGAUCACAAUGUCAUUUAGUUCGAAAAUGGUACAAAAUUGUAGACAAUUAGUACCGAAAACGGAUCCUGUCGUCCUAGUGGUAGGAGCCAUGGCUCAUGGGAAAGUGGAGGUGGAUUAUUCGGAGGAUGUGAUAUCCAUAAGUAACUAUCCAUUGUCAGCUGCAUUAACAUGUGCAAAAUUAUGCUCGGCGUUUGAAGAAGUUUGGGGAGUGGUGUAAUAAAACAUCCAAA